AUGCUAGUUGGAAACAAAGCACCAUCAUUCAAGGCUCAAGCUGUAUUCCCAGACACAGACUUCAAGGAAGUUUCCCUUGAUUCAUACAAAGGAAAAUGGCUUGUUCUUUUUGCAUGGCCACUUGAUUUCACAUUUGUCUGCCCAACAGAGAUCAUUGAGUUUUCAAACAAGUUUGAAGAAUUCAAGAAACUUGGGUGCGAGGUUCUUGGCAUGUCUGUUGACUCUAAUUUCACACACCUUGCAUGGAUCAAUACUCCACGCAAAGAUGGAGGAAUUGGUUCCCUUCAAUAUCCAAUCAUUGGCGAUCUUGGUGCAAAGAUCUCAAAAGCUUAUGGUUUUUACAUGGAAGAAGCAGGACAUGAUCUUCGUGGAACAGUCAUCAUUGAUCCUCAAGGAAUAAUUCGUCAUGUCCAAAUGAACCAUCCUGAUGUUGGCCGCAACGUUGAUGAGAUCAUCCGUCUUGUCAAGGCUUAUCAGUUUGCAGCCAAACAUGGCGAAGUUUGCCCAGCCCAGUGGCAUGGAGAAGGUGACCUAACAAUUAAGGCUGAUCCCAAAGCAUCAAAGGACUACUUUAAUAAGGCAAAUCAAUGA
This is a messenger RNA of Trichomonas vaginalis G3, 591 nucleotides long. Its product is annotated as tryparedoxin peroxidase. NCBI's taxonomy places the organism in Eukaryota, Parabasalia, Trichomonadida, Trichomonadidae. The record is from RefSeq and is a predicted model, not a curated record. Gene Ontology annotation, cellular component: cytosol. Gene Ontology annotation, biological process: hydrogen peroxide catabolic process; cell redox homeostasis; response to oxidative stress. Gene Ontology annotation, molecular function: thioredoxin peroxidase activity. The coding region runs from base 1 to 591 and encodes 196 amino acids. The transcript has a single exon.